Molecule: messenger RNA, 923 nt
Organism: Drosophila persimilis
Lineage: Eukaryota; Metazoa; Arthropoda; Insecta; Diptera; Drosophilidae
Gene: Lfg
Product: protein lifeguard 1
Exons: 4
Coding region: 80-817 (245 amino acids)
Cellular component (GO): membrane
Source: RefSeq, a predicted model, not a curated record
GAAGAGCUCACACGACACGUAACUGUAGCGGCACAGAGAGGGAGCGCAUAUAUUGCAUACUAUCUAUAACAAUCCAGCCAUGAGCAACCACUUUCAAUACGGCGAUGAAACUGGCGUCUACACAGAUGCGGAGGCCGACAAGAACUUCGAUUUUGAUGACCAGAGCAUCAGGAAGGGCUUCAUUAGGAAGGUCUACCUUAUUCUGAUGGUACAACUGCUGAUUACUUUUGGUUUUGUCAGCGUGUUCACCUUCUCAAAGGGCACACAGGAAUGGGUCCAGAAGAACCCAUACCUCGUUUGGAUCGCCCUGGUCGUUCUCAUUGUGACUAUGAUCUCCAUGGCCUGCUGCGAGAGCGUUCGUCGGAAAACGCCACUCAACUUUAUAUUCCUGUUCCUGUUCACAAUCGCCGAGUCCUUCCUGCUGGGAAUGGUGGCCGGCCAGUACGAGGCCAAUGAGGUGCUGAUGGCCGUGGGAAUCACGGCAGCCGUGUCCUUGGGCCUCACCAUCUUCGCAUUGCAAACCAAGUGGGACUUCACGAUGUGCGGCGGAGUGCUAGUCGCCUGCCUGGUGGUCUUCAUCAUCUUUGGCAUUAUUGCCAUCUUCAUACCAGGCCAGGUGAUCGGUCUAGUGUACGCCUCGCUGGGUGCCCUGCUCUUCUCCGUGUAUCUGGUGUACGACACGCAGCUGAUGCUGGGCGGCAACCACAAGUACUCCAUCAGUCCCGAGGAGUACAUCUUCGCGGCCCUCAACCUCUACCUGGACAUUGUCAACAUCUUUAUGUACAUACUGACCAUCAUCGGAUUGGCCCGCAGCUAGACGCCUCAGUGACCGUGUGUGCGGCAGUUCCCAUACAAGUUCUAGAAAUAUGUAAUUUAAUUUUAUGUACGCUAUACGAAGAAAUACAGAUUUGACUACUAGCCCA